Ilyonectria robusta is the source of this 956-nucleotide messenger RNA. RefSeq names its product Endoribonuclease L-PSP/chorismate mutase-like protein. The record is from RefSeq and is a predicted model, not a curated record. Lineage: Eukaryota; Fungi; Ascomycota; Sordariomycetes; Hypocreales; Nectriaceae. Bases 317 to 736 code for a protein of 139 amino acids. The transcript is spliced from 2 exons.
AUCUCAAGUCAAGUCAAGUCGUUUGGAGUCAAUGCCUCGUCCGCUCCGAACCCGACAGGGACCCCACGUGGCGGCCCCGCGAUCCGAGCAAGCCAAAUGUGGUGGUGCCCCACGCUUCAACGGAGCUACUUACAGUGAUAAGUUCCGAAGCUAAUCAUCGGGAUGAGUUAUCACGUCUGCGUGUGACUCACAUAUUGAGUUGGCACUUGAGUUGAUCGAUCGAGUACAAAUACCUCUCUUCUACCCUCCUCUGUUUCAGCUCGAGGCUUCACUUCGUAUACCUCACGAUCCAGCACACCGCCUGAAGCAACCUGCCAUGUCACGCCUGAACAUCAGCUCCGGAUCUGCCUUCGAGGCCCAGAUCGGCUAUUCCAGAGCGGUCGUUACCGGAGAUUGGGUCUUCGUGAGCGGUACAACUGGCUACGACUACAAGACAGGUGCCAUCUCAUCCGAUGUCGCCGAGCAGGCUGACCAGACCCUCACCAACAUCGCCGCCGCCCUCAAGGAUGCAGGCACCUCCAUGGCUGAUGUCAUCCGCGUCAAGUACAUCCUUCCUGACCGCGAUGACUUUCCCAAGACGUGGCCCAUCCUGCAGAAGUGGUUCGGUGAUGUUCGUCCCGCCGCGACUAUGUUUCAGUCGGCCCUAAUGAAGGAUGAGAUGAAGAUUGAGAUCGAGGUGACGGCAAGGAAGGGCUGUGGCGGAAAGGGAGACGAGGGGUUGAUUGCUGCCAUCUAAGUUGAAAGUCAGAACGUAGGAUCCAAAUGCUUUGGGACAAUUACGAGGCCUAUGAACAUACACAGAAUCCAGAGUCUCCCUGUACAUCAUUAGGACCUUGUAGCGAGAUACAAUAGUAAAAGCUUGUCUGAAACUACGUAUUUUCUUGCAAAAGUACAUCGAUUUAUACAAUAGCUUUACCAAUUGCUUAAAACAAGCUCAAAAUAGAGCACCAAACACC